AUGGGCCUUGCAGAAGCACUUUGUUUCACGGCAAGGUUUCCCGGUUCAGCGGAUGCAUCUUGCAAGCCUCUGUCAAGCGAAUUAGGCCUGUACGCACUACUACGUACUCCGUCCGCAGUGAGUGGGAUUAGAUUGCGGAGUUGUCCCUGA
Molecule: messenger RNA, 150 nt
Organism: Colletotrichum paranaense
Lineage: Eukaryota; Fungi; Ascomycota; Sordariomycetes; Glomerellales; Glomerellaceae
Exons: 1
Coding region: 1-150 (49 amino acids)
Source: RefSeq, a predicted model, not a curated record